Molecule: messenger RNA, 1128 nt
Organism: Cajanus cajan (pigeon pea)
Lineage: Eukaryota; Viridiplantae; Streptophyta; Magnoliopsida; Fabales; Fabaceae
Product: senescence-associated protein 13
Molecular function (GO): oxidoreductase activity
Source: RefSeq, a predicted model, not a curated record
CAGCAACUUGUUUUAAAGCAUGGAAAAGCAAAGAGGUUAAUUAUAAGCUUAAGCAGCCUACACAGAAGAUAUUAUUGUCGUACAUUUUAGAGGUUGAUCCUUGAUUGAAGAGAAAUGGCUCAAACAAACAUUAGCAGCAGGUGGUCUUUACAAGGGAUGACAGCUCUCGUCACCGGUGGAUCCAAAGGAAUCGGAUAUGCUAUCGUGGAGGAGUUGGCACAGCUUGGGGCCAUUGUACACACUUGCUCUCGGAACGAAACUCAACUCAAAGAAUCCUUGCAUGAAUGGGCCACAAAAGGAUACAAAGUUACUGGUUCGGUCUGUGACGUGGCAUCUCCUGCAGACAGAGAGAAUCUCAUAACUAGAAUCUCCUCCGAGUUUAAUGGCAAACUCAAUAUCCUUGUAAACAACGUGGGAACAAACAUAUGGAAAGAUCUGCUGGAUUACACAGAGGAAGAUUUCUCAUUUGUGGUGAAUACGAAUUUGCAAUCUGCUUUCCACCUAAGCCAGCUAGCACAUCCUCUCCUAAAAGCUUCCGAAGCUGCAAGCAUCGUUUUCAUAUCCUCCAUAGGUGGUGUGGUAUCAAUAAAUUUAGGAUCCGCUGUAUACAGUGCAACAAAAGGAGCCAUGAACCAACUGACAAAAAAUUUGGCAUGUGAAUGGGCCAAAGACAACAUAAGGACUAACUGCGUUGCACCGGGAGUAAUCAAAACCCCUGCAGCUACCGAGUUUCUGAAAGAGGAAAAAAUUGUUGAUGCUUACAUUCCACGAACUCCUCUUGGACGGUUUGGAGAGGGAGAGGAGGUGGCUUCGUUGGUGGCGUUUCUGUGCUUACCUGCAGCCUCUUACAUAACAGGACAGACCAUUUGUGUUGAUGGCGGCUUCACUGUCAAUGGCCUCUAUAUAAGCUAGGCUUCACUCUUUUACUUAGUAAUUAGUAUAUCAAUAUCUAGAAUAAAGUUAAUAAAAGAGUGUACUCUCCUACCUAGUUUCAAUUUGUAUCGUACGUUAAUUAGGAUGGUUGAGGGUUCCUGUUAAAAAACAUUGCUUGAAAUUGCAUUUGUCAGCUCCCGUCUUUAUAAUCUCCUUAACUUUGUAUGAAAUUUCAAUACUCCCAAAAUUUUAGCA